Molecule: messenger RNA, 1593 nt
Organism: Aspergillus caelatus
Lineage: Eukaryota; Fungi; Ascomycota; Eurotiomycetes; Eurotiales; Aspergillaceae
Exons: 5
Coding region: 264-1481 (405 amino acids)
Source: RefSeq, a predicted model, not a curated record
AUCUACAGCUACUUAUAUUAGCACCAGUAAUAGCAGAGACUCCUCUUCCCCAAAAGCCCCUGCUACAUGGCAAUGCUGUAGUAUUGGCUUUCUAAAAAUCCUUUCCAUUUAUACAACAGUCUGACUUAGGUUUGGCCAUCCAUCUAGUGGAUAUAAGUACUUUCUGAUUAAUCCAACCUUUUACCUCCCUCCCAGGCUACUCCUAGAUCAGUGUGCGAACAUCGGACUUUGUCCCCGCGCUUCUAAUAUUCACCCAAACUUCCAUGGAGACUGGAAAUGCAGUAGUAGGGUUCGACAGGCAGACCCUAAAUGACAUAAUUAGUCAACUCUUCAAGUGUCUGCACCCAACAGGAAUUUUAAAAGUACCCCCAAGAAAAGUGAUAGGCACAACAACAACAGUAUCUAUAAGUAUUGAUGAGGCUCCUUCAGUGGACUUGGUCAAUAGUACAGUUGUCCCACCUUGCCCAGUCAUAUUCAAAAUUUGGGUUCCUAGCAUUACAGUAUUACUCUCCUAUGACCAGCCACAUAAGAACACUACUUCAACACUUCGACAAGGUGCACUAAGUCUCACUGCAUCGGCCACACUGAAUGCAGACCCACAAGGUUCAACACUAAAGAUAGAAACACUUCAUGGCAUCUUCACUUCCAAUACAGAUACAGCUGAUUCCAUUGAUUCUAUUAUAAAUAGUUUGGUCCUCCCUGUUCUAAUGGACUACAUCAAUAAGGAAAAGCCAUGCCAUGUUCCGCAAUUAUCUUCCAUCAAGGGACUGAAAUUUGACAUUCAGCGUAUCAUAAGCCAGAAUGAUCAACUUAUCGUAUGUGCUGCCAGUGGUAGGACACCUCUAAGCUUGGCAAUCCGUUUUUGUAAUAUGCCGGCUGGUGCAUUUAUUGGAGCAGAUGCAGCUCUCCUUACCAUGGCUGGAAAUCAGGCUAUUUCAAAGAUCAAAAUAGAUAAGGAGUUUAACCUCUUAAAUGCCUAUAAUGCUAGGACGCAUUUCAACUUUGGACCAAUUUCAAACGUUAGCAUUAUGGAUGACAGUUCGAGGAAUGUGUCGGCUCGUUUAGCUAUAGAAGCAACAACUAAGGUCACACAACCUUACAGCCAAGAAUCGCAGCUAAAAGGCAUAGCUGACCUAACGCUCUAUGCAACCAUCAAAGAUGAGCGGCUCUGUAUGAGAAUACAGAGAAUAGAUAACCUUACUCUUGAACAGCAAAUUACUGGCGUCUCAGACUGGAUAAAUAACUUAAACAACAUGGUUUUGAAAGUUUACAAUGGACUUUAUAAACAAGUGUCAAAUUUUAUAGUGGGCAUUCUAGGAGAUUGGGAAUUCGACGUAUUUAAGUUGCAAUUCCCGGUCCCGACCAGAGACGGCCUCAGCAUCCUAAUUCAACUAGAGGAUGCCCAGAUAGCGGUGCUAAACACAACGGGAGAGGCAUUGAUAAUUGCUUCAGGGACGCCGACUGUCUGCAUAUGUACUUGAUGCUUGUAUUAAGGCUUAACUAGCAAAAUGUAUAUGACACUGUGAACCAUUCCCCCUACAGCGUUCAAACAUUGACAUCAAUAGCAAAGGGGCCGUGGGGGUUGAAUCACCA